Messenger RNA from Acanthoscelides obtectus, 1358 nucleotides. The record is from the annotation of a GenBank genome assembly. NCBI's taxonomy places the organism in Eukaryota, Metazoa, Arthropoda, Insecta, Coleoptera, Chrysomelidae.
GCCACAGUGCUGUCGCAUACGGUCGCUUUCGAAGGGCGUUAAGAAUAUUUUUUCAAGGGAUCCGGGAUUUCACUCGACGUGCUGUCUCUUGGGCAAAGGUGUUAUUGCAAAAGGCUUCGACCAGUGUGUGUUGGACAGAACUGCUUUAAAUCAUGUCGUACAGCAACUCGCCUCCUGAUCAUUACCAGCAUCAGUAUGUGGAUUACUCGUCGCAUAGGUGCCAUUACAGCACAGAUGGUGAAAUCGUCUCAGAUUGUUCGGAUGAAAACUAUUGGUCUUGCAAUGACAAGAAUAUAGAUAAUAAACCAGUGAUAAAUCUGCCUGACGGUACGACGUUUAAUCAUUUACCCUUCCACCCCGUUCACAAGGGAGCUCCUCAAGGAAUCUGUUCAUCGCCAGUUAAUGUCUACAUGCACCAAUACAGGACAGCGUGUGCGGCAAUGAUGCCCGAAAUGGACGAUGGUAGCUCGAUGACUGUAGGCAGUACUUACUCAGUGGUACCAGUGGUAAAAAAGAGAUCCACCGCCAACAAGAAGGAAAGGCGACGAACUCAGUCGAUCAACAAUGCAUAUGCAGACUUGAGGGACUGCAUUCCCAAUGUUCCAGCCGAUACUAAGCUAUCCAAGAUAAAAACCCUUCGACUAGCUACUAGCUAUAUUUCAUAUCUAACGAGAGCCUUGGAAGGCAAUGACUUGGCUGGAAGUUUCAAGGCGGAGUUGGGUAAUAUGCAUAAUAAUGUUAGAAAAUCCUCGUCUGUAUCUUCGUUGCAAGUAUCGGGCAUGAACACCAAUGAAAGUAGCACAUCCCCAACGCAUGUGGAGUUUGAUCCGUUAGCAGACGAUACAGAUAUUUCGAAUGGGAUGAAGUCCAACAAGAAAUCCAAGGGACGUACUGGAUGGCCUCAACACGUCUGGGCGCUUGAACUCAAACAAGAACAGGCACUUUAAUUCAUAAAAAAAUGAUCUGUGCCCACAUCGUACUAUGGGGUAAUAUUGUUUAGAGUGUGCUUUCAAGUACUUAAAGACUCAGAAUGUUAUAAGUAUUGAAUUGACGGAAGAUAAGCAAUUUAGUGUGUAUGUUUGCUUACUUCCUUUUGCCAAAGAUGUAGUCACGUUGCAAUAUAACAACUGCAGGCUUCAACUAGCAUAGUGUGUACAAUUUUAAUUUAUUAUAGUAGGCAUGUGCUAUCUAAAAUCAUAUUUGGACAUCUAGGUAUUAUAUGUUAAAAAAAUAGCGCUUCUAUACAGAUCUUAGGAAUACAGCUUUACACCAUUAAUGUCAUAUGGAUCUUAAAUUAUAGAUAUUAUAAACCAAAGAUUUUGUUGUUACAUAAUAUGUGGAAUAUAUAUAUAAUAGAG